Messenger RNA from Sebastes umbrosus (honeycomb rockfish), 2261 nucleotides. RefSeq names its product carbohydrate sulfotransferase 12-like. The transcript is spliced from 7 exons. Gene Ontology annotation, molecular function: sulfotransferase activity. The record is from RefSeq and is a predicted model, not a curated record. The coding region runs from base 247 to 1173 and encodes 308 amino acids. Gene Ontology annotation, cellular component: membrane. Gene Ontology annotation, biological process: proteoglycan biosynthetic process; carbohydrate biosynthetic process. Lineage: Eukaryota; Metazoa; Chordata; Actinopteri; Perciformes; Sebastidae.
UGAUCUCUCCUCCUCACCGUCAUGUUGCUUUGCUUCGCCUCAGCCUUCUUAAAAGGCUGGGCGAGAGGCAGGUGACGACUGAGCUGCAAUUUCUCCUCCUAACUGUUAAAGAGUAAAUGGUACUGCAUCGCCGAUCUCAGCCAGUGGUGCCCUGACCAGAAGAAAUCCACAACUACCCUCUGAGAAUCAGGCCCCUUGGUGGAGUGAACUUCUAUCAUUGCUGGCUCAUUGACAGCUCCAACUGUCAUGGCAGCAUGGAGAACAUUCCUGCUGCUCCUCGGAGCAUGCAUGUUUCUCAGCACGUUGUCCUUUUACCUAUGGAACAUGCCCCAGGAAAGAAGAGAGAGUAUCCAGGACCUGAGAAAGCAGCUGAUAAGAGAAAGGUGUAAGGAAUUUCCUGAGAUGAAGGGGAGAUUAGAAGACAUAACGUCCGAUGAGCUGCUGGUGAAUGACAACCAUACCAUCAUCUACUGUUACAUUCCCAAGGUGGCGUGUACCAACUGGAAGAGGAUUAUGUAUGUCCUGAAACAGGGCAAGCCAUAUCCUGACCCCAACUCCAUAUCUUUUGACUUGGUCCACCAAUAUGGAGUGAUCCCUCUUCUAAAAUCCUUCCCAAAACCAGAGAGGAAGGCAAAGCUGAAGCACUACACAAAGUUCCUGGUUGUCCGGGACCCAUUUGUCCGUCUCAUCUCCGCCUACCGAGACAAGUUCCAGAGCAACAAUGACCACUUCUAUAAAUGGUAUUCCCGGGACAUUCUGCGCCUGUAUGGCAACCAGCCUAAUCCACCAAUGACAUUGGACGAGGCGAAUAAAGCCGGUUUGCACGUCUCGUUUUACAACUUUAUUCAGUACCUGGUGGACCCGCGGACAGCGAAGCCCUUUCAACAACACUGGAGGCCGAUGCACCAACUGUGCCACCUCUGCCAAAUAGAGUAUGAUUUUAUUGGCCAUCAGGAGACUCUUCAGCAGGAUGCUGAACAGCUGCUGAACUUCUUAAACCUGGAGGACGACAUUACGUUCCCUCCUUCCUAUAAAAACAUGACUAGCUCUGAUUCAGUGUUGGACUGGUUCAGCACAGUGCCCUUAAAGGAUCGGAGGAAGCUGUACAAGAUCUAUGAGGAAGACUUCAGACUUUUCGGCUACAGAAAGCCUGUCGAACUGCUUGAUGAUUGAGAUGAAGUCCUGACCUGGGCUCCACUCUUCCCCAAGCAGCCAGUGGGCAUAGAAACCACAAUUCUGGGCGACUGUAAAAACAUGGUAGUGCAACAUAGGGGACCCGCUCCCUAUGUAGAUAGAAACGGCUCAUUCUACGGUAACGAAAACACAACGACUCUUAUUACCAAGUGAUUAUACGCUGAAGAAAAUGUAGUUAUUAAUGUUAUAUCCCAUUUCAGUAAGACUUUACAACAAGGGUACAUUAAUUAACAUUAGUUAAUCAUUAGUAAGCCUUAAUUAACAGUAAAUUAACAGUAACUAACGUGUCUUAUAAACAUUUACUACUGAUCAUGGUAACCAAGGUAUUCAUUUAUACAUUAUUUACUGUUUGAAAGAACAUUAUUAGCUUUAGUUAAUACACUAGUAAGCAUUAACUAACAGUUAAGUGAUACAAUAAUAAGCAUUAAGUAACUGCUAAAACGUGUCUCUUGUUAACAUUUAUUAAGGGUUUACAUGCUAAUGAAUGUACUAACUAAUAUUAGUAAAUGGUUGAUAAAGAUGUUAAUUCACUGGUAUGUCAUGAAGUUCACAGCUUAUCCAUAAAACAGUUUGUUUUUGUAAUUGUUUAUUUAAGGGUUAUGAUUGUCCACUUACUUGUCCAUGCUGCAAUUUAUGACACAUUUUGGCACAGGUUGAGAUCAGUGGACACUCCAUGGUCUUUAUGUAGAGGUUUGCUUGUUCCUUUCUCUUCAUGUAGACGUUCCUUAACAUAUAGUCUAACCUUUAAAUUAUUGUGCAUGUUAUAUAAACAUUACUUAACCAUCAUUUCUGAUAUAUUAAUGUGAAAACAUGGGUCCCUUAAGUAACGCUUCUUAAAUGUACAAGAGGGCUGAUUAAGCGUUACUUAACCAUAAUUAACCAUGUACUAAUGCUCUAUGUGAGCCUUGUAAAUUUGAAACAAUCACACAGCUAUUAAACAUUAGUGAAACACUUCAAACUGUAAAUCAAUUCAUGACAACCAUCUGUUAUCAACCAGAUUCCAUAUUUCAAAAGAUGAAGACGUUACGCUACCUGUUAAAAUUAAAUGCAAUUAUUUAGAAAAUGUA